Octopus sinensis (East Asian common octopus) is the source of this 5978-nucleotide messenger RNA. RefSeq names its product serine/threonine-protein kinase SIK3. Gene Ontology annotation, cellular component: cytoplasm. The transcript has 17 exons. The record is from RefSeq and is a predicted model, not a curated record. Gene Ontology annotation, biological process: microtubule cytoskeleton organization; protein phosphorylation; intracellular signal transduction. NCBI's taxonomy places the organism in Eukaryota, Metazoa, Mollusca, Cephalopoda, Octopoda, Octopodidae. Gene Ontology annotation, molecular function: protein serine/threonine kinase activity; tau-protein kinase activity; ATP binding. The coding region runs from base 42 to 3647 and encodes 1201 amino acids.
GAGACUAAAACGAGGCUGGAGAUGGCAGAGGCUUUUACAAGAUGGCGGAGGCCCGUACGUGUAGCUCAGGUGGAGGUCGACAACAACAUGGUUGUGUGUCCUCCACCGCUGGUCCUGUUAGGGUGGGCCAUUAUCAAAUGGAAAGGACUAUUGGGAAAGGAAAUUUUGCCGUCGUCAAACUGGCUACGCACAUCGUUACAAAGACUAAGGUAGCAAUAAAAAUUAUUGACAAAACCCAACUGGAUCGCGAAAAUCUCAAUAAGAUAUUACGGGAAAUACAAAUAAUGAAAUUGUUGCGACAUCCCCAUAUCAUCCGACUUUACCAGGUAUUGGAAACUGAAAGGCGAAUUUACUUGGUAACAGAAUAUGCAAGUGGCGGUGAAAUAUUUGAUCACCUGGUGGCUCAUGGUCGAAUGAACGAGAAAGAAGCACGUAAGAAGUUUAAACAAAUAGUAGCCGCAGUGUCCUACUGUCAUAAACAUCAUGUGGUACAUCGGGAUUUAAAAGCUGAAAAUCUACUUUUGGAUGCUAACCUAAAUAUCAAAAUCGCUGAUUUUGGUUUCAGCAAUUACUUCAAGCCAGGAUGUUUUUUGAAGACAUGGUGUGGAAGUCCACCAUAUGCUGCUCCUGAGCUUUUUGAAGGGCGAGAAUACGAUGCACCCAAAGUAGAUAUCUGGAGUUUAGGCGUAGUUUUAUAUGUCCUUGUGUGUGGAGCUCUUCCCUUCGAUGGGAGUACAUUGCAGAGUUUACGGGCCCGAGUACUCAACGGCAAAUUUAACAUUCCAUUUUUUAUGUCAACUGAAUGUGAGAACUUGAUCGGCCACAUGUUAGUAGUUGAUCCGGUCAAACGGAUAUCGAUAGAACAAGUGAUCAAUCACAAAUGGAUGAAGAUCGGCGGCCCCGACAAAGUGUUUGAGCAGCUUAUCUCAAAUUGUAAUGGUUCGUCCGAACUGAUCCAGGAGACCAAUCAUCUGAAUGAGCAGGUACUCAACUACAUGGAGAGCUUCAAACUGGACCGAGAACGAACUGUUGAGGCUGUGAAAACUGAAGCAUAUGACCACCAUAGUGCCAUCUACCAUCUUCUACUAGACAAAUGUAAACGACACCCAAAGACUUUAACCAAUAAAUUGUCUAAUCCAGACACUCUUGGUUCCAGUUUACCUGUUGCUACUCGAACUGAGCGACGUUCAAGUAUCACAACUGGCGUUGUUGAACGUGUAGAAGUACCUGUAGAGGUUCUAGACAAACCUACACCACAACACUUGGCACCAUCAACUCUGGCAGCUCUUCCGCAGUUAACUUACUUUACUGACCCAGCACAAAUUCCUGAUUCGGAUGCAACUUCUCAACAGUCUGACUCUGACAGUGAAGAGCCUUCUCCAGAAGCAUUGGCCCGCUACCUGGCCAUGCGUCGACAUACGGUCGGUGUGGGAGAUGCACGGCAUGAAGUUUUGGAAGAUGUCCGAGUGAAACUAGCAAAUCACCAACCAAUCAUAGCAACACCUCCUCAACAGAAUUAUUUGAUGCCAUUCGGAGCACCGCUACCAAAUACCAACCUUCCACAGAAUGUUCCACAGUUGCUACAUAACGAACUGCCAGCAUCUCCAACAACUUUACAACAUGAUCAAAACCUACUCUUGCCUCCCCCAAUUCUUGGCCCAGGUUCUUCCAACUUCUGUCGACGUGCAUCUGAUGGUGGUGCUAAUAUUCACUGCUUCCAGCGAUAUUUUCAACAGCAAUCACAGUUCAACAGUAAAGAUGGUCUUUGCACAACUCCCUCAUCUACAUCUCCGGCUGUUCUUUCACUUCCUGUACCAUUGCUGUCUCAUCCUGUUGUUGACAGCAACGGGGGAGCUGACGAAGGUAAUUCUGAUCAAGAACCUGAUAACGAAGCUGUCCUCAACUACAUGAAUAGUCGUGGGAUGUGUAAACGCCAUACUGUUGCCAUGGCGAGUCCUGUGCAAGAAAUUCGUGAUGACCUCCAGAAGAAACUGACCUUGCCUUCUGCAAGGACAAUUCGACGAAGUAGCCUACAUCGGGCUGAAACCACUACAGGAUGUGAUCCUGUCCCUCACUUCCCCACUGAACGAUACUCUCCUUUGCGCCGUGCCAGUGAUGUUCUUGUCAGUCCAAACAAAUACCAAUCCCACUUGGAGAAACUGUACAAUGCUGCUGUAACUCUGAGUAGUUCACCAAUUCAAGCACAAAACAGUCUGAAACAAAUACAGCAAGAAUGUCAAGAUUUACAGAAACAAGUCAAUAGCUAUGAGUGUGAGCGACAAGCUGAGUUACAGCAGCAACAACACACACUACAUCUCCGACAGCAGCAAUCAAUUCAACAACAACAGAUGCCUAGUCUUUCCCAUUCUCCAGUGCCUUCCCCACCGCUUCCUUCCCAAACCACUGGUUCAGAUAAUUUACCAGCAAACCUGAACAACCGUUUCCAAAGACUACACUUACAACAACACUGUGUGCCAACAGGGACAAGUGGUGUUAUAUCAUUUAAUUCAGGGACACAGUCCAACUACAACAUGUUAAUGAGGUCAUUGACUAGUUCAGAAACAUUACCUACACAGUCAUACUCCCCUCAUUUAGUUCAGAACCUCCAGCGGAUACUUGAAGACACAACAGACACUCAGACAGCAGCUGAAGACAUGCAAAUUCAGGAAUCGCAGAUACUAUCCCAUCAAGACUUACACCAGAGACUAUUUUCUCAGACACCUCAAAUCAGCAUCACAGACACCUAUGGAAACACAGAUGUAAUGUCUUCAGACAAUGACCUCGACAUCCCCAAAGAAAGCAGUAGAGUAUCCCCCAACUAUACUUCAUUCUCAACGAGCACCAACACCACUUCUGUUUAUUCAGUGACGUCUGCUGUGAGCUGUAAACCCACUUAUGUCGCACCAAAAUACAUCAAUACUAACCUUACCAAAAUUCAACAUGAUUUGGACAAUGAACAGAUUCCAUUCAAGUCUUCAUUGCAUUCACAAAACUGGGAGAAAUGUUACCAUGACACCAACAUGUUCAACUGGUGUUCAAAUCAAAUCAACUCCUCAAACUCUGUCUACAGGUUAAAUCAAACACGCUACUGGCGGAACCACGCAAUAACUAGUCCCAUCGAGGCCUACAAUAAGUGUUCGUAUUCAUUGAAAAACGAGCCUUUAUUCCCAAGCCUUGAUCAAGAAUUCUCAACUCAAAACUGUUUAAACAAUGUGAGUUCUGUUGCGAAUCACACGUUUAUGAGUAACAUGUCGCCUUCCAAUGAAAAUUGCUUCAAAAUUAGUGAUAAAUCUUAUGAAACUGUACCUCUCAUUGUUGGUGAUGGUAAACUUUUCUCUGGUGGUGACCAGCACCACCACCACCACCACCACCAGCAGCACAGUCCUGUAUCUACAAUAUCUUUAAAUACAAAGAAAAAUACUCAAGAGAUUCUGUCUGAAAUCAAACGUACACUAGAUAAUCAAACUUCAGAAAUCAGUUACCAGUGUUCUCAGAAUCUAUUUCAGUUAGAGAACAGUGGUGUUCAAAUAGAGCUAGAAGUCUAUGAGAAUGGUGGGGUGAAUGGACUACAAGUGCGUAGAAUAUCUGGGGACUCAACACAUUACGAAAAAAUUUGUUCUGAGCUUCUGAGCUGUAUGAAUCUGUAGAUUAUAUGUUUCUCACAAAAUCUCUCUCUCACUCUCUCUUUCUCACUCUCUCUUUCUCUCUCUCUCUUUCUCUCUCUCUCUUUCUCUCUCUCUCUCUCUCUAUCUCUCUCUCUUUCUCUCUCUCUCUCUCUCGUACGCGCACACACACACACACACACAAAGUCAACUACUUCCUUACUGACUAUAUAUGCAAACACACACACACACAGUAUAUUUUAGUUAACGUUUAAAACAAUGCCAUUUCAACCUAAUAUUAUAUUUUCAAAACUAUUUUAAUUCUUUUUCUCAACUAAAACAGAAUUUUCUUUUAGAUAUUUUCUUUAAAGAAUGAAGAAAAAAGCACACAUGCACAGGUACAUACCCACAUAUACCUACACAUACAGGUAUAUGCCACCUUGCAUGCACAUAUCUACUGGCACAGGUAACUCAACACACAUACACUCUCUCAUAAUUUAGUGUGGCAGUGUGUUUGGGUUAAUACACAAAGGUUUUAGUUUGGAUCAAAAUAUACUACCCAAUCCCACUCCCUACUAUCAUUUACAGAACUGGUAACUGACCAAUUUCAACCAUUUCUGUUACAUUUCAGCCAACGACCAGUAGAAUUUUAAGGAUAUCUAGGCUUAAAUCUGAGCUUCUUAAAUAGUAGUUGUGUAAUACAAGUCUAUUGCAGGAUAGGUAUGUGUUUUUACAUCUAAACACACACACACACACAUGCAUAUAUUGUGUGUGUGUUUGUAUGUCUGCAUGCAUGUGUACUGGGCAUCCAACCACAGAAAAUUUACAAAUUCUAUCUGAUCCAUGCAAAUAUGGCAAAAUAGAAGUCAAAUGAUAUAAGGAUGAGUGUCUGUAUGUAUUAGUGCUUUUUUUUCUUAUAUCCAAUUAUAUAUAAAAGCAAAAACAAUUUAUAUUAAACUGAAGGAUUAUUCAACACUUUUUAGUUGUAGACAUAUUCAUUACCUUUUGCAGGGAAAAGGUUGACAGUAACUUCAAAGUUUCCACUUGCUUGCCUUCAUCAGACAGUCUAAUGAAAGCAAGUCAAAACUUUAGAGUCAUUGUCAAUCUUUCCUUUAUAGAAAUUCACAUGCACACAUAUACACAUACAUACUUCAUAUAUAUGUACAUACAUGUGAACAUAACAUAUGUGUGGUGGUGGGAAGACACAUUCACACACCAUCUUUAGUGCUGUAGAGAACUUUUCUCAAAUGUUGAAUCAAAUACUUUUCUGUUAAAAUGUUUCUUGCUCCUUUGGUCACUGUAGAAUCCUUGGUUCUUGACCACUUUACAGCUAAACACAAGGUCUCAUUCAUAGCAUCUAUUUUGGGUAUUUCUAACUGUGUUAGAGAUGAACACUUGUAAUUAAACAACUUCAGCUCUGUGUGAGCAGUGACGAUAGCAGUAGUAGUAAUUAAGUUUUAUGUGGUUCAAAGAUAAUUUUUUUACUGGAAUAUGUUUUAUUUGCAUUGCUAGGUUGAAGUAUGAAUUUAUUGUCUGUCAUGAAUAAGAAGAGAACAUAAAUACAGAUUACAACACUGAUUUUCCAACAACAGAUGAUCUGGUAUCUCUUUUAAUUCCGUCAAAUAUUAAAUAAGGUCACUAAAAUUUUUCUAUGAUCAUUAUUAAUAACUUUUUUGCCACUAAGCUUUCACAACAUACAUUUGUUUAUUCACUAGAUAUAUGUGAUGAAGGUGGAAACACUCUCUUUAUGUCUAACUCAAAUUAUAUAAAGAUACAAAUAUUUAUAAAUAAAUCUAACAUCCUAGGGAGCCUCUCUCUUUCUUUCUCAAGAACAAGUUAACUUACCUUUAUUGUGGAAAACAGUAUCCCAGCAUGUAAGAGGAAAUGGUAAAUGUAUGCACUUCACAGUUACAAGAGAGGAUUCAUCGGGUGCCCUGUAGUUGCAAGGUUAAUGCUUGGCAUUGGAUUUUUGUUUUAAAUAUUUGCACCUUCAUAUUAUCCAACUUCAUUACAAGUUUCUAGUGAAUAACCAAAGAUAUGUCGCAAAGGUUUAACAGUUAAGAAGUUUACAAUAAAUAAUGUUGCGGCAUUUAUUCAGAAUUACUAUCACGUGACUUCUUUUAAUUCUUCAAAAUGGAUAAUCUAGCAUGGGUCUGGAAUCAAGGGUGCUGGAAAAUUAGUAGGGGACUGUUUUACAGUCAUUAACUAUUUACUCAUAUUAAUUAGUUUUUAUUUUAAAUCUUAUCACUUUUUUAUUCUUUUACAAAGAAACUUGAAGGACCCUGUGUAAAUGUUUAAAUAAUUACACGUGUAUGUAUAUAAGUGGUUUGUAUGUAUGAGCAUACAGCUGUUUGUUAAGAUGGUAAUCAAUCAAUC